Aphis gossypii (cotton aphid) is the source of this 575-nucleotide messenger RNA. RefSeq lists its product as uncharacterized. Lineage: Eukaryota; Metazoa; Arthropoda; Insecta; Hemiptera; Aphididae. The coding region runs from base 6 to 575 and encodes 189 amino acids. The record is from RefSeq and is a predicted model, not a curated record. The transcript has 2 exons.
CUUUGAUGUAUGAUUAUCAUUAUAAUGUGAUGCAGAGGCACUAUGGUGAAGACAUUACGCUUAUGUAUACUGACACAGAUUCACUAGUGUAUCACAUUAUGACUGAUGAUUUUUACUCUGACUUGUUGGAAAAACCAAACUUGAUGGAUAGGUUAGACCCGGCAGACUUGCCAUCUAACCAUCCGUGCUAUACAACAGCACGUAAAAUGGUGCCGGGUUUUUUUUCUGACGAGUCAAAGGGUGAUAUUAUAUCAGAGUUUUGUGCGUUGAGGGCGAAAUCUUAUGCCUAUAAGAUUCACUCAUCAAAUACGUCCGAUACUGCAGGAAGGGAGAGCAUUAAAGCUAAAGGGGUCCGACGUCAUGUGGUUAAGAAUCACAUGACAUUAGAGGACUACAGAAAAUGUCUGUUUGGGGAAGCCGGUGUGAAGGCUUACCAAGAAAAUGUGUCUAUUAGAUCAUUUAAGCACAAGCUGUUGACAAUCAAAACAAAUAAAUUGACGUACAACAGUUAUGAUGAUAAGCGGGUUGUGCUAGAUGAUAAAAUAAACACACUAGCUCAUGGACAUACUGUAUAG